ACUAAAAUAGUAGAAAGUUAAAGCUCAAAUUAGAAUCUGGGGUCCAUGAUUCUGUCACUUCAUACACAGUGUAUAUAAUAAACACAAAAAUAACUUGUGAAAUAGAUACGUUGAUUCGAAGAGAUUAUAUUCAUUGAAUUCUCUUUCUAUUAUUAGCUACGUAUAAUAGAGACAUGGACGAAGAAGAAUUGAUAAAUGAGAUUGCUAAGUUGCGUGAGCUUUUACACGAGAAGGAAUCUGCAUUAGCUUAUAUAAGGCGCACAAAACAAAUCCCACGUGACUAUGGUUUAAAUAAUGAUGAAAUUAGUAGAUAUAGCAGGCAAAUUUUUUUGCCAGAAAUUGGAGUAACAGGACAAAAAAGGAUAAAAGAAUCCUCAGUACUUAUUGUUGGAGUAGGUGGAUUAGGUUGUCCUUCUGCAUUAUAUUUAACAUGCAGUGGUAUUGGCCAUAUUGGACUUGUAGAUUAUGAUAAUAUUGAAAUUAAUAAUUUACACAGACAGGUGUUGUUUACGGAAGGGACUAUUGGAAUGCCUAAAGUAACUGUAGCUGCAGAAUUUCUUAAUAAGUUAAAUAGUUAUACUGAAGUUACUCCUUAUAAACUUCAGCUGGAUAGUAGCAAUGCUUUAAAAAUUAUAGAAUCAUAUGAUAUUGUAUUGGAUGCAACAGACAAUGUAGCAACUCGUUACUUAUUAAAUGAUGCGUGUGUUCUAAGUAAGAAACCCUUGAUCUCUGGAUCAGCGUUACGUUUUGAAGGGCAUUUGUCUGUAUUUAAUUAUAACGGUCCUUGUUACCGAUGUAUCUUUCCUAAACCGCCAUCUCCUGAAACAGUAACUAAUUGUAGUGAUGGCGGUGUACUUGGAGCAGCUGUUGGAACAAUUGGUGUUUUACAAGCAGUAGAAGCUAUUAAAGUAAUUCUUGACAUGCCUGAAACACUUUCUGGUCGUUUGUUAGUAUUUGAUGGAAUUGAAACACGAUUUCGUAAUAUUAAUUUACGUACAAAGAAUCCAGAUUGUGUUAUAUGUGGAAAAAAUCCAAUUAUAAAAGAAUUAAUUGAUUAUGAACAGUUUUGUGGUGCAAAAGCAAAUGAUAAAGAUCCUAAUUUAAAUCUACUCAAAAAUGAAGACAGAAUUACGGUUGAAACAUAUCAUCACAUAAUAAAAUUUAAUACAGAAGAUCAUUUAUUAAUUGAUGUACGUUCACCCGAAGAAUUUCAAAUUUGUCGUUUGAGAAAUUCUAUAAAUAUUCCAUUGUAUGAAAUUUACAAGGAUAAUGCUACUAAGCAAAUAAAAAGUGAAAUAGACAAGCAAGACAGUGGUAAAACAAUAUCGAAAGUUUAUGUUUUAUGUAGAAGAGGAAAUGACUCACAGAAAGCAGUACAACAUCUUCAAAAGAUAUUUAAAGAUAGUAAAGUAAAUAUUAAAGACAUCAUUGGAGGAAUCCAUGCCUGGAGCAACAAAAUUGAUUCAACAUUCCCUAUUUAUUAACUGUAAUAAGGUCCCCUAUAACGCGAGAUGUACGUUCUGCGUUAUACGGAUUUCACGUUAUACGAAUCCAAAAGCGCAAAAAAACUUUAACUAACUAAAUAAAUAAUUAAUAAAAAAUA
Molecule: messenger RNA, 1603 nt
Organism: Polistes canadensis
Lineage: Eukaryota; Metazoa; Arthropoda; Insecta; Hymenoptera; Vespidae
Gene: Uba4
Product: adenylyltransferase and sulfurtransferase MOCS3
Exons: 5
Coding region: 174-1484 (436 amino acids)
Biological process (GO): tRNA wobble position uridine thiolation; protein urmylation
Cellular component (GO): cytoplasm; cytosol
Molecular function (GO): adenylyltransferase activity; thiosulfate-cyanide sulfurtransferase activity; URM1 activating enzyme activity
Source: RefSeq, a predicted model, not a curated record